AUGGCCGACGCACGACCAUCGUCCUCAUCCGGCGUGUCGUCGAUCAGACACGGUAGGAUUGUCACGUCUGAAGUCGGUGACCCGAUUGGCGGUGGCGCGCGGGCAGGAAAGGCACAGGAGUGUGUGCAGGUGUGGGCGCGUGACACUCGUAAACGAGCGCCGAGCGGCAAACUGGCCGAACAAAAAGCAGCUAAUGCACCGUGUUAUCGUCUGUUUAUUUACAUCACAACAGUACGGUCGACGGUUGUGCGGUCUGAGGCUAAGGAAGCUCGCGAAACCGGUCCAGUCCCCUGCGCUGCCGACCUCACACCGAGAGCCCCGCUACCCGGCCGCCCGGCCGCCGCAGAACCGAGCGGAAAGUUUACUGUCGAUCGAGCUGACCGACCAAUCGUCCGAUCCGACUGA
This is a messenger RNA of Soboliphyme baturini, 405 nucleotides long. Lineage: Eukaryota; Metazoa; Nematoda; Enoplea; Dioctophymatida; Soboliphymatidae. The record is from the annotation of a GenBank genome assembly.